Messenger RNA from Tuber melanosporum (Perigord truffle), 1014 nucleotides. RefSeq lists its product as uncharacterized. The transcript has 3 exons. Gene Ontology annotation, biological process: regulation of DNA-templated transcription. The record is from RefSeq and is a predicted model, not a curated record. Bases 1 to 1014 code for a protein of 337 amino acids. Gene Ontology annotation, molecular function: histone acetyltransferase activity. Lineage: Eukaryota; Fungi; Ascomycota; Pezizomycetes; Pezizales; Tuberaceae.
AUGCCUCCUCCAACCCGUCCCCGUCCAAAGCCCAAAGCCAGCAAAUCCACAACAACAACAAUCUCCGCUCUAACAACCCCGAAACUGAAACCGACCAAGGGCAGCGCCUCCCACAGAAUCACCUCGGUGGUUCUAGGUAGCCAGCUAAUACCCGCCUGGUACACAUCCUCCUACCCACUCAAGGCCAUAUCUACUGACCACGACUCCUACUCCCCCUUCCCCCUCGCCGCGUCUACAAACCCUUACCCUACUAGCUGUGAGCGCAUAUACGUCUGCGAACACUGCUUCAGCUACACCCUCGAAGCCUCCGAGCUCCUCUUACACAAGCCAUUCUGUCUCCUCUCCGAAGAGCCCCUAGGGAAGCUGGUAUACGCGCACAACGGGUUUUCAAUAUACGAAGUCGACGGCGAGGAGCAUACGCUGUUCUGCCAAUGUCUCUCGCUGUUUGCAAAGUUAUUCCUGGAUACCAAGAGUAUUUCCUACGACGUCGAGCCGUUCCUGUUUUAUACGCUCGUCGAGGACCAGCAGGGCCGGAAGAGGAUAGUCGGCUUCUUUUCAAAGGAGAAAAUGUCCUGGGAUGGCAAUAUCCUCGCUUGUAUAUUAAUCUUCCCACCGUACCAACGGAGGGGUCUCGGGAAGAUUUUGAUCUCCUUCUCUUACGUAUUGGCUAGAGGAGAGGGGAAAAUUGGGGGGCCUGAGAAACCGCUCUCAGACCUCGGCCAGAGAGGCUACAGAUCGUACUGGACCUCCGUCCUGGCUGCCGCGAUAUUAAACCGCAAGCUCAAGAAACCUAUCACAAUCACGGACUUGAGCCAAGAAACAUGGAUUCAUCAGGAGGAUGUGGUAGCCACGUUAAGGAGCAUGGGAGCUAUUGGCCGGGGCGCUCCGAAUGCCGCGGGGGAGCCGGCCGGAUGGAUUAUUUCGAGGAGUAGGGUCAGGGAGUUUGUCGCAGCCGCCGGGGUCAAAGUCGGUUCUGGGGGGAUUGCUAUGGAGGGGAUCAUGCUUGAUGGGUAG